This is a messenger RNA of Nanorana parkeri, 311 nucleotides long. It is a transcript of the gene THOC6, whose product is annotated as THO complex 6. The annotation marks the transcript as partial. The transcript has 3 exons. NCBI's taxonomy places the organism in Eukaryota, Metazoa, Chordata, Amphibia, Anura, Dicroglossidae. The record is from RefSeq and is a predicted model, not a curated record.
CCGCUCAAUCCCCGCCCAUUCGAUAUCUCUGGAUCACGUGACGCGAUGUUACCGGCAGAGAUGGACGUCGGUCGCUCUCUGGAGCUCCUCCAUAUGACGGUGUACAGUCAGUGCUUCUCUCCGUGUGGAAAGUAUUUGGCUGUUGGGAACAACCUGGGGCAGAUCGGGGUGUUCAGCGCACUCCGGGCCCAUCUACUGCCUGAGCUCCGCCGAGCGUCACCUGAUCAGUGCCGGGGACAACGAAGUGAAGGGCUGGCUGUGGACCGACCUGUGCAAGAAGGUGACCUGUCCCCAUGCGUGUGCUGCCACCU